ACAGUAGCAACUCCAUGCAGGAUUGGGAAGAAGAGGGUCCAUACAUUUUUCAACACUGAAGCUAACCUCAACCUCAUCAAGAAUCAAAUUUGAAACCUGAACCAAAAUCUGAAUCUGAACCUGAACCUGCUGCCUAAACAUCAAUCCUAUCCCAAUCCAGGUUUGCCUAGUGUGUUGAGAAAGCUUGUUGCAAGAUUCAUUCUGUUCUCAUUGAACCCAACCCCAACUCAGCUUCAACUUCUCUUUUCUAUACUCCAUCUAUUAAAUGUAACACUAACGCUCUCUUAUCAAUACUGCCAGACCACCACCAGACAGUUUAUCCUUAAAGUUAGAAUUCACUGGAAAUGAUGAGUACUUCCCUGUGAGCCCAAUGUUUAAAACUGAGAUUGAGUCUGGCUCCUGUAACCAUCUUAGUUCUGAUGAUCGAUUAAAGUUUAUUGGCGUUGCUCUUGCUUGUACAGCUGUUCUACUUCUCCAACUAGUAUUUAGCUUUCUUUAGACAACCACAUCAGUCAUGCCUAUUAAUACCUCCUCAACAGGAGCCACUUAUGGCAAGUCGUCUGAUCCACUGUGCCCACUUGGAUUUCAUCCUCAAGUGAGAUGGCCGACUAGAUGUAAAAGAUGCUUUAGAGAUUACAAAGAGCAUAGUGACAGCGGGGAUAAGAAGAAGUUUGGCAACUUGGGUAAAAGUGAAGAGGAGGAUCCCUGGACAGCAAAGAAGAGUGCAUUCCAGAAGAGCAAGUCAGUAGAUGUUACAAUAGAGUCUGGUUCAUCAGCAUCCUCAAGAUUUGCAUCAUACACUACAGCUGCCUCUACCCUCUCACAAAACAAGACAGAAGAGGAUAUCCCAGAAUGGAAAAAGAAUAUGCUGGACAGGAGGAAGAAGGAGAAGGAGGAGGAGGAGGCCAAAUCUAGAAACUUUGGUUUUAUACCAGGGACAACAUUACAUUCCUCAUAUGUUAAUAAAUCGUAUGAUCAAGAUGCACGUCUGACAAGUUGGGGCUCUGCAUCCAAUCUUAGGCCCUCAUCCUCAUAUACAAAUCUGACAGAAGAUGAAACAUCAUCUUAUAGAAAGAGUAAAGAUUAUUCUGCUCCAACAUCAGCAUCAAGUUGGUCUAAACCUGCAGAAAAGGAACCAGAACUCACUCCUUAUGAAAAGUAUCUCAAAAGGAAAAAGGAACAAGAAGACAAAGAUGAGGAGGAAAAAAGGAGAAAUGAUGAUGAAAAGAAAGAAAUAGAAAGAAAGAGGGAAAGGGAACGGAAGAGAGAAGAAGAGCGGAAAAAAGAGGAAGAUGCAGAGAAGGAAAGAUCUAGGCAAAGAGAAAAAGAAAGAGAAAAUAAGAGAAAAGAAGAAGAGCUCAAAGCAAAGGAAGCAUUAGAAAAAGUCAAGGCUAAACCUGAAGAAAAACCAACAAGAAAAUGGGGAUCCUCUGCAGCCUCUACAUCCUCCUCUAUUAAACCUGGAGAUGCUAAACCAAUAGAUGAAGCUCCUGUGGUGAAAAGAAAGCCCUGGGAGAAGCCAUCUGCUGCUGCAAAAUCUACUUUACCCAGUCUUAAUGAGACCCAGGCAAACCCCAAAUCUUGGUCACGUUCUAGAAAAACAAGUGAAAGUGACUCUGAAAGCAAUUCAGUUGCAGUAACCUAUGCUCAUUCUGACAGUGAUCAUGAUUCAAUUUCAAAAUCUGAAGUUGAGGCUUUAAAAAAUGAACUGAAAGCUUUGAAGAGCAGAAACGAAGUUUUAGAAAAAUUUAAUUCUGAUCCCAGCUCCAAGAAACCAUUAACUCUGGAAUCUGCCAAAGCAUCAGAGGCAACUUCAGAACUUUUAAAGGCUAGGCAAAAAAUAAGUGAACAAGAAGCACAGCUGUCUAGUUUGGACAAAGAGAGAAAAGCAUUAGGUCUUAAGCUAAAAGAAAUGGAAUCAACUCUGGAAAGAAGACCUCAGGUAUCUGAAACCCAGAAAACAAUAUCCGAACUGCAAACCAAGUUGAAAUAUUUGGAGAAAAAGUGUGAAGAUCUUACACAUGACAAUGAUGAUUUGCGUGGUAACGUUCAAACAUUAGAAGUGGAGCUAGAGGAGGUUCAAGACAAUUUUAGAGAAGAUGAAGUUGAUGAAUACAGAACUCUUAAAAGAGAAUUGGAAAACCAUGCAAAGAAUUGCCGAGUCUUGCAAUUUAAACUGAAGAAAGCUGAAAAAUCUUUAAUAGACACAACUUCAGAAAAAGCAGAUUUAGAAUCAAAACUAAAAAGUAUGAGUGGAGGCUCAUCUGCACUAGAAAACCUUAAUAAAAUAAGAGCAUUAGAAAAAGAAUUAGAGAGUAAAAAUAUGUUGAUAAGCAGACUGGAAUCUGAAAAUAAGGCUAGCAAAUCUUCUGCAUCUAUUAGUGGACCUAGAAAAGGAGGACCAGGACCUGUUUUAAGUAGAACGGGUUCUGUUGAGCGCAAUGUUGAAGACCAGCUUUUGAAAGAUCUUCAGGACUCAAUAGAAAGGGAAAACGAUUUGAAAGAGCAGCUUAAUAUGGCUGAAGAUGAAUCUGGUGAAAUGAGGAAAAAAAUGUCAAGGCUAGAGGAUGAAAAUGAGUCAUUAGCGUCACAAGUUAAGAAAAUGGCUUCCAAGAACAAAAGAAGAAGCCCGAGUCCUUAUGGAAGAAAUUCAUAUAUUGAAAAAGAUGAAGGUAUCAGUGAAGAUGGGGAAGAGCUAAGCCCUGCUGAGUUAAAAGUUCAACUUGAAGUGUCUGAGGGGGAAACUACAUUGUUACGCAAAAAGGUUGAAAAUUUGCUGACUGAAAACAUCAAGAUAACAAAAGAAGUCAAGGAAAUCACCACAAAGCUGGCUGAAGAGAAAAAGAAGAAGCCAGCUAGCACACAUUCUUAUGGACACACCUCUAAACAGGAUAAUAAUCAAGCAGAGAAGAAAAUUGAUGAGCUUCAAACAGAAAUAAAUACUUUCAGAGUCAAACUUAUUGAAAAGGAUCGUGAAAUAGAGAGGCUUGAUGCACAGGUAAAGUCUAGUAAAGGAAGUGGAAAAACUCUUUUGCGUUCCAGUUCUCAGGAUGAAGAUCUUUUAAAGAAACUGAAUGUGAUUGAGAAGGAAGCGGAGGUUUUAAGAAAAAAGACAGCUGAGCUUGAGCAGGAAAAUGAUAAUUUGAAAACUGAAAACAAGAAAAUGCAUUCUGGUUAUGGAAAGAAGCCAGCAAGCACACAAGAAAAACUCCAGAUGGAUAAAUUUUCUUUAGAAGAGAAAGUUAAAGGUUUGGAAACUAAACUGAAAGAUUCUAACAAAAAAAUCCUAGAGCUAGAGGAUUCUGGAAAAAGUUCCAUGAAAACAAAUUUAGAACUUGAUAAGCUAAAGAGAGAGAAAACAGCUACAGAAGCAGAAGUCAACAAACUGAAGGAUGCAAUAAAUGCUGACAAACGGAAGUAUGAGAAAAUGGAGAGAGAUCUCAGCAGUGCAACUGAAAAAGCUGAUAAAGCCCAAAGAGAAUUGAUUGCAGCUGAAAGAGAAAAGCGUAAAGCCGAAGAGGAAAGGUCUAGAUUGGAGACUCAACUGAGUCGUGUAGAAACUGAUAUAAGGUCUUUAACACGUGAGAAAGAUAGAUAUAAGGAUGAAUCUGAGAGUGCCAGACUGAAAAACAGAGAGAACCUAAACCAGACCCAGGAAGGAAUGAAAGCUUUCAAAGAUCAAAUUGAUAUAUUGAAACAAGAUUUGAGUGAUGAAAAGAAAUCAACAAGAGAACUUAAAAGACAGUUGGAUGAAAAAGCCAGAUCCUCUGAUACAGAACUAUCUAACCUAAGAAGAGAAAUAGAUAGGAAGGUCAGCGACAUGGAAGACAAGACCAAAAAGUUGAAGGAUGCUGAAGAAAAAAUUACUGAUAUGGAGGAAAAACUUUCAAAAUCCAAAAGGAUCAACCAGCAGCGCAAAGAUAAAAUUGAGAAGCUAGAACAGCAAAUAGAAACUGCGGAAUAUGAAAAUAAAUCAGAUCUGCAAGAAAAGCUUGAUAACGCAGAGUCUAAAUUGAAAGAACUAGAGAAUCAGCUUUCAAAUAAUUCUGCAAGUGCUCCAAGUUGGGAGACUAAUAAGUUGAAACGAGAAAUUGAAACUUUGAAGAAAGAGAAUACAAAUCUGUCAGCAAAACAUGAACAACUUGAGGAAGACUAUGUUAUUCUAAAGUCUAAAUCUAUAAAUGGCAAGGAUGAAGACUAUACAACCCUUCAAGGCGAGUUGUCAACAUUAAGACACACCUACAAUUCCAAGUCCGAUGAAUGGAUAAAAGAGAAGCUAGAUCUGGAAAAGAAAAUUAAAGAGCUUGAACAGUCUAUUCGUUCAUCCGCUGGCAAUGGUUGGGAUGUGGAAAGAAAUAGGUUUAAAUCAAUUUUAGAUGAUAGAGACAGUCAAAUCACAAACCUAAAGAUUGAAUGUGAUGUUGCAAGAAGUCAACAUUCCGCAGUAAAAAAAGAACUUGAAGAUGUAAAGCAAAAACUUCAAGAUUAUGAAAAAAUGAAUAGAUAUGGUAGAUCUGCAAAUGAUAGUAGCUCAUCUGCAGAUACAUCUGCAGCAAUUGAAGAUCUCAAAAAGCAGCUAACAACAGAGCAAAGAGAGAGAAAGUCAGACUUAAAUACAACUAAGAUGAAGUAUGACAGUAAGAUUGCUAUUAUGACAGAAGAAAUUCAUGCAUUAAAAUCCCAGGCAUCCAAGUACAGACGAGAAAGAGAAACUUAUAAGGAAAUGUUUGAGGGUGUCCAGAAAAAGCUUACUGAAUCUAAAGGAGGAAAAAUUACUGCCGGAGAUGCUGCCACAGAACUUGUUCAAUGCAGAAGCAAAAUAUCAGAUAUGUCUUACCAGCUUCAUGUACUUGAAGACGAAUUGUCAGAUGCCAAAAUGGAGGCAGCCAAAGCUCAAGCAAACAUGAUGUCUACAAAAUCUAACUUUGAAAUUCAAAUUGCUGAACUUAACUCUAAAAUCAAUGAAAUGGAAGAAGAGGCAUUGAUUGACUCAGGUAGAGCAAGGAUUGCCGGAACAAGAACCAAAAUGGAACUUGCCUGGCAAAAGGAAAGAGAAUCUCAAAAGAAGUUAAUUAAUGAGCUCAACACCAUGGCAAGAGAUUUGAAAAGCACUUUACUUGAGGUAGAAAAAGAAAAGGAGCGUGAUAGAAUAGAUGGUAAGAGAAAAAUAGAGGCUAUGAAGAGAUCCUUUGAAGAAGAGCAAGAUGAUACUAAAAAGCAGAUUACAGAUCUACAAUAUGAUUUGCUAGAGCUUAGAGAUGCUCAUGCAAAACUGCGCACAACAAAUGAAAAGCUUCGAAGAGAUAAAGAUAGAUCAGUGGAUGAUGUCAGAGUCCAGAGUAAAUCUAGAUCUGAGUAUGGGGAAGAAAAGAAGAUUAUACGACUUCUUAGUGAUAUGGAUGAGUUCCUCACAGUUAUUCCAAAACUUCUUGGUAAUGAUAUCCUGGAAAAGGAUGAAAAGAACAGCAGAUCAUCCAGACUUGACAAUGAAAAAAGUCUAGCCAAGAUGGAGUUUAAAACUGCUCUGUUUAGAGUUAAAGAAACUAAAGAAGAAUUAGAACAGCUUCAUAAAAUCAGUGAGGAAGAAAUGAAAAGAAGAUCAAGGCGAGGAGAAUCAAUAGAAACAAUUAAUGAAGAAUCUCCAAGAGGCAGAUCUGGAAUGAGAAAUGCCUCUCACUCAGCAAGCUCUCAAAAGAGGGCUAUGUAUAGAAAGGCUGUGUCCAUGGGAGAUGGAAUGUCAGAAUCUGGGAAUAUCUGGCAGAGCAAGGAAUCUCUUGGUAGUAAUGAAAGUAUGGCUUCCAAUGCAUCCAUUCCACUUCCCAUACCUGUCCGAACCCGUAGUGCUAGAGGUGGUUCUGAGUCUGGAUACUCAAGUGAUACAUACAAUGCUAUGACAAUACGAAGACUAGAGCGUGACACUAGUGUAGACAGAUUAUCUACUGGCUCAAGGGAAUCUACCCAGAGUGAAUGGCUACCAGGGGAGAAGAAGAAAAGCAAAGGAUUGUUAGGCAAACUGAAAAAGAUCGGACGAAGCUUGUCCACGGAGCGGACUAAUGAGGAGAAAGAGUUUGGAUCUGGAUCAGACAUAAGUUCUGUGUCACAACAGAGUAAAAUGUCUUCUUCCUCAAAAAUGUCAACAGCUAGUAAAAUCAUUCAAAGAGCCCGCUCAGUUAGUAAGGAUCGUGUAGGAGGAGAAAAGGAAAAGAAAACUCCAUUUGGACCACCCGGAAAUGCAAAUGCUGCAUUUGAUAAAUAUUUUGAUAAAGCCGCUCCAGGAGCUGUAGCCACAGCAGCUCCCACAAGGCCUGGAGCAACAACAGUGACCCCUAGACCUACUGUGACCCCACCAGCAUCAGCAACAAGGACAUAUAGACGGUUUUAAUCUUCUUCAACUUUGGGGAUAACUCUAGGUCACAUUUUUCCAGGUACUUAAAUUUACCUACCAAGAGAUACUUGCACCAAGAGAUACUUGCACCAAGAGAUACCUACUCCAAGAGAUAUCUACUCCUAGAGAUAUAUAUUCCUAGAGAUAUAUACUCCUAGAGAUAUCUACUUAUAGAGAUACCUACUACUAGAGAUAUCUACUUCUUGGGAUAUUUACUUCUAGAGAUAUAUGCUCCUAGAGAUAUCUACUAUUAGAGCUACCUACUUCUUAAGAUAUCUACCCUGGAGAUAUAUACUCCAAGAGAUAUAUACUUUAAGAGAUAUCACUCCUAGAGAUAUCUACUCUUAGAGAUAUCUAUUCCUAGAGAUAUCUACUCCUAGAGAUUUAUACUUCCCUUCUAUAUUUGUUAAACCCUUUGAUCGAGCAGUUGAGAUGAAAUCUGAAAAUCAGAGUAAAUCUUAAAAAUUAGAUGUUUUCUAUUAAUUGUAUAAAGUUUUUUGAAUAAACAUUUAUUCAUAUUGUAAAUUGUA
This is a messenger RNA of Eurytemora carolleeae, 6915 nucleotides long. RefSeq names its product intracellular protein transport protein USO1. The transcript is spliced from 7 exons. The coding region runs from base 515 to 6382 and encodes 1955 amino acids. Lineage: Eukaryota; Metazoa; Arthropoda; Copepoda; Calanoida; Temoridae. The record is from RefSeq and is a predicted model, not a curated record.